AUUCACUUACUUUUCAGUGUCUAACCAGUCCAUUUCUUAUACAGAUGAACUUCAGGAUGGAGAGCUACAUUUCUUGCCUUUGCUGGAUUCUUGGGAUCAUCUGACAUAGUCUGACCUGCAUUCACCUUACCUUUUUGACAAGGCAUAUCCAUUCUUCAGGAGAGUUUUUUCCGUAUAGUACACAUUGAACCUUGAAUAGUUAAGCAGCACACCAGAAAUAUGGAGGAGGGGGACCUAAGUGAAAGAGGAUUGCCACAAAUUGCUUCAAUCAUGAGUAGAGUUAGAGACUUGAAAAGCAAAUACAGAAAUGAAGAUAAUAUCACAGAUGAGCUUAACUGUACUAAAAUCUCAGCUGACACAACAGAUAACUCGGGAACUGUUAAUCAGAUAAUGAUGACGACAAAUAAUCCAGAAGAUUGGCUGUGUUUUUUGCUUAGGCUAGAGAAAAAGGGUAUUCCUCAGAAGGAUGUUAGCCUCCUAAAUAGACUCAUUGGUCGCUACAGUCAAGCUGUGACUGCAUUACCUGCAGAAAAGUACAGUCAAAAUGAGAGCUAUGCUCGCAUCCUUGUGAGAUUUGCAGAGUUGAAAGCUCUUCAAGAUCCAGAGGAGGCACGGGACCAAUUUCAUCUGGCCAAACUGAACUGCAAGAAAUUUGCUUUUGUGCAUGUGGCUUUUGCACAGUUUGAGCUGUCACAAGGAAAUGCGAAGAAGUGUAAGCAGCUCCUUCAGAAAGCUGUAGAGUGCUCUGCUGUUCCACUAGAAAUGUUGGAAACUGCUCUGCAGAACUUUGAUUCACAAAAAAAGCAGUUGCUUUCAGAUGAGGAGAAAGAGAACAUAGCAGUAUCAAGCACACAGGAGUCUGGACUUCAGAGCAUAUUUGGAAAUCACAGAAGCAUAAAAAGGAACGAUUGUGGUGAAAAUUCUACUGUUACCAGACUUUUGCUUGGGGAGGAAAAAUCACAGGAGCUUGAUGCUGUAGUUAAUUACCAGAAUCCAUUAAGACCACUAAACAAAUCUAACCAGAUCUGCCCCUUUGGGAGGGUUCCUGUUAAACUAGUAACUGAUGAUGAUGUGGCGAAGACAGAUAUACCACUUACAGCUAGUGUUAUGAAGAGGCAAAUAUCAGGCUCCAGGCUUACAGCCUUCAUUGCACCUUUUCCACUAUCAGAACCAAAAUCCAGUGGGAGUGAUUCAUAUGACCUGAGAGACUUGCAGAUGUUGGAUGAGAGCAGCUCAGAAACAGCUACCAAUUCAACUGUAACUCUCAAAGCCAAAAAUGGUACAAAUCUUGCAGUGAAAAAAGAAGAAAAUGAAGUCCAGCAUCAGGAGUCAAAGAUACCAGAGCUAAGGAGUCUGGAAAGUCAACAGCAGCAAUCUAGUUCUGGUGAAAGCUAUAGAAAGCAGUUGGAUCAGAUUAGAUUAAACUGUGUUAACAGCAGAAAAAAAUGGUCAAGUCAAGAAGUGACACAGACAAGCUGCAAUAGAGAGGGAAAACAGUCAAGCCUUGAACAAUCUGGUCAUCCCGUUUCAAAAGGAUUAUCACCGCCAGAUGCUGUUACAAAGAAAGGUGAUCUGUUACAUGUCUGUGGAACACCAAGCACCAGAUACAGGGAUUAUAUGGACUGUUUCAGAACGCCAGUUGUAAAGAACAACUUUCUACCAGGAUGUCAAAUUUCUACUCCCUACAGCCAGCUCCCAUAUUUCCUAUCACACACUCCAGCAACUCCAUUUCAAAACCAAGUUGGUUUGCAGGUUCCAGCUUCUGUACCUUCACAUGAAUGUCUUGCCAUCAAAGGAAAAGUUUAUACAAUAUUAAAGCAAAUAGGUAGUGGAGGCUCAAGUAAGGUGUUUCAAGUACUGAAUGAAAAUAAGCAGCUGUUUGCUGUCAAGUAUGUGAAUCUAGAGGAAGCUGAUCAACAGACUGUUGAGAGCUAUAAGAAUGAAAUUGCUCAUUUGAGUAAACUGCAGCAACACAGUGAUAAAAUCAUCCGUCUUUAUGGCUAUGAAAUUACUGAUCGUCAUAUCUACAUGGUAAUGGAGUGUGGAAAUAUUGAUCUCAACAGCUGGCUCAAAAAGAAGAAAAAAAUUGAUCCAUUGGAACGAAAGAGCUAUUGGAAAAAUAUGCUGGAAGCUGUUCACACAAUCCAUGAAUAUGGCAUUAUUCACAGUGAUCUGAAACCAGCAAACUUUCUAAUAGUUGAUGGUAUGUUAAAGCUGAUUGACUUUGGCAUUGCAAACCAAAUGCAGCCAGAUGUGACAAGCAUCAUUAAAGAUUCUCAGGUUGGCACAAUGAAUUAUAUGCCACCUGAAGCAAUAAAAGAUAUGUCUUCCUGUGGAGAAAAUGGGAAAUCUCGAUCUAAGAUAAGUCCCAAAAGUGAUGUGUGGUCAUUGGGAUGCAUUUUGUACUGUAUGACAUAUGGAAGGACUCCAUUCCAACGUAUAACAAAUCCAAUGAAUAAAAUGCAUGCUAUUGUUGAUCCUAGUUAUGAAAUAGAAUUUCCAGAUAUUGCUGAGAAGGAUCUUCAAGAUGUGCUAAAGCGCUGUUUAAUAAGAAACCCUAAACAAAGAAUAUCUGUUUCGGAGUUGCUGGUGCAUCCCUACGUUCAAAUUCAAAGUCAUUGUCAAACAGGUGCUCCAAAUGCAAAAGGAACAACAGAGGAAAUGAAACGUAUCCUUGGCCAACUUGUUGGCUUGAAUUCUCCCAACUCUAUUUCUAGAGCUGCUAGGACUUUAUAUGAACAGUGCAACAGUGGUAAAAGUCUCGAUGUAUCGGCAUUUGCAAAACAUGAGAGUCAAAAAUCGUGGACCACAAAAUGAUGUACUACCGUUCAAGAUGCAACAGAGAUGUCUGGUCUGUUCAGAAGAUAUUUUGUGCUGCUAGCUUUUAAAAGGACACUCGGCAUAAAGUUUGCGUUUUUAAAUGUUCUUUGUAUCUUCUGGUAACACUUGCAGAUCAUUACAAAGAAUUUGACUGAAUGCUUUUUCACUGUGGGCUGUUUCACUCUUUUCAUGCUGCAGUGAAAAUUACUAGUUGGUGAUUAUGGUCUUUGUUACUUCCAAAGCACAACAGUAUUUGAAGUACAAAAACUUGUAUGAGAAUCUUCAAGCUGUUAUCCCCCUGAAGCUAAAACAAAGAAGUUUGUAAAAUGCCAACUGGUGUACAUGAAAAAAAAUAUCCAAGUGUGUUUUGACAUAUCUCCUAUGGUAUGAAUGCAGGGUAUUAUGCUCUUCUGUCCUUUACCAGCAAAUGUCUGUUUAUAUGGGGUCAGUUACAAUGCUGAUAUAAACAUGUAAAUGUCACCUAGUUUUUGAGGUGUUCCUGUGGUUAAAUGACAUGGUGGAAUUGCUGUUCUGAAGCUAUAUGAAUCAAAUGGCUUUUGUUCUAUUAAAACUGCUGCUAAAAAUUCAGUAUAUUUUUCAAACUUCAGAAUAAUGGAACACCCAUCAAGAUU
Messenger RNA from Pezoporus flaviventris, 3452 nucleotides. RefSeq names its product TTK protein kinase (gene TTK). The record is from RefSeq and is a predicted model, not a curated record. Gene Ontology annotation, biological process: peptidyl-serine phosphorylation; mitotic spindle assembly checkpoint signaling; protein localization to kinetochore. Gene Ontology annotation, cellular component: spindle; nucleus; kinetochore. The transcript has 22 exons. Bases 220 to 2817 code for a protein of 865 amino acids. NCBI's taxonomy places the organism in Eukaryota, Metazoa, Chordata, Aves, Psittaciformes, Psittacidae. Gene Ontology annotation, molecular function: protein binding; protein serine/threonine kinase activity; ATP binding.